Messenger RNA from Recurvomyces mirabilis, 1557 nucleotides. RefSeq lists its product as uncharacterized. The transcript is spliced from 3 exons. NCBI's taxonomy places the organism in Eukaryota, Fungi, Ascomycota, Dothideomycetes, Mycosphaerellales, Teratosphaeriaceae. The coding region runs from base 1 to 1557 and encodes 518 amino acids. The record is from RefSeq and is a predicted model, not a curated record.
AUGCUCCAAGCAAAAGACAUCGAUGUGUUGACGUUGACAGCCACACAGGCCGAGGAGCUCCUGGACAGCAAGCAGCUCACAUCAGCAACACUGGUAGAAGCGUACCUGGCUCAGAUCGAGAAGAACAACCACAAUGGCCUCCACCUCAACAGCCUCAUCUCCAUAACGGCAAAGGACAUUCUCCUCAAUACAGCCCGCCAUCUCGACCAUGAACGAGAAACAGGCCACAAACGAGGUCCUCUCCACGGUAUCCCCUUCAUAGUCAAAGAUGUCUUCGUCACGGACCGCUCGCUCGGCAUGCCCACGACUUGCGGCGCAGCAGCCUUCGCCACGUCGAUGGGGAAACGGAAUGCACCACUUAUACAGCACUUACUGGACCAAGGCAUGAUUCUCCUGGGUAAAGCCAAUCUGACGGAGUUCUGUGGGCUCAAGUUCAAGGGUAUGACGCCCGGAUGGUCGACUGUGGGAGGGCAGACGCAGAACCCGUAUGUUUUCGGUGGGCUGGAGGAGAACGAGAAGCUCAUCGGUCAUUCAUCUGCUGGUGGAAGUUCGUCGGGGAGCGCUGUUGGUGUGGCGGCGGGGUUCGCUCCGUUGUCUAUAGGUACUGAAUGCUGUGGCAGCUUGAUCACACCGGCGAAUAGAGCGGGCAUGUAUGCGCUUAAGUGCAGUCUUGGGUCUGUUGACGUGGAGGCUUGCUUUGGUUAUACUGAUUGUCUCGAUUGUAUUGGUGGGAUGGCAAAGUCAGCACAGGAUCUCGCCACUUUUAUCGCGGCUCUGUUGCAACGAGGUGAGGCUUUCGAUUUGGGUGGCGGGAUGGAAGGUAUGAGGGUUGCUUUCACGGACGUGAUGGUGUGGCGGCUUCCGGAGGACUUUUGCGGAUGGCCAGGUGAUACAAGAGAGCAGCUGGUAGGCGUGACCCAGGGCUGGCCCCGACAUGAGACGAUGAGUGCUGAUGUUACUCAGGAAGCAGGAUAUGCUUCAAUACAGGACAUGAUCAAAGCACAUGGUGCAGAGAUUGAGACUGAUAUCGACCUGUCAAAUGCACCGACACUAUUCCAGAGCGACGAGGGCAAGAGCUACUUCUAUGAGAUUGCGUUCUAUCAAUUGCGCAACAAAUAUUUCCCUACAUUCUUCGACGAGCUCGCAGAAAGUGAAGUCCACUCACUACCCGAACUGAUCGAAUGGAACAAGAAGCACAGCCCGAAACAAGACGAGCUAGAAGAUCUCCUGGCCAAUACACGCAAGCCCGAAGACAUCGACAAGUACAUCAACGACAUGCGCGAACGUGGCCGUGACGGCCUGGACCGCCAUCUCGAACGUAAUGAUAUCGUGGUUGCGCUUGCUGACAGCCCGCUGGUACAAUACUCGGCAACUGCAGGAUAUCCAAUCGCUUGUCUUCCACUCGGAAUAGUCAAGUAUAGUGAAACGAACGAGCGACCGUACGGUAUUUGCAUGAUUGCGGGUAAAGGCCGAGAGGAUAUUCUGUUGCGUUUCAUGGCCGCCUGCGAGUCGCUGUUGCCGCCGAGACCAGUUCCGAAGCCCUUGCUACAGCAGUGA